UGUAUUACGAAUCAGCCCACUACGAAAGGACUUUGAACAGCCUGCUGAAAAGAUAGAUACUAUUUAAAUAGUAAUUUAAAAUAGUUUAAAUACUUUAAAAGAGGAAGUUUACACCGCUUUCUUCUUCGGCUGUGAUAGUCCCAGGUCCCUCCCCUGGUGCAGACAAGCGGUGGCACCGUCUCCUGGUGUGGAGGUGUUGGUCCUGUUCGGGCGGGCGGCAGCAGAAGGCGUGCCGGAUGGGACCCGGCUCUGCCCCAGCGCCUUCCCUGCCCCUGCUCACCUGGUGCACCUGCCCUCCGCUCGUCACCUCGCUCUGCCCAUCGCUCUGCGGGGCUGGCUGACGUCAGGAUGCGGCGGCCGGGACCGCCCGGCCGGACGCGGCUUCGCCUUCCCCGGCAGCGCCGGGGCACCGCGGCCACCGCAGCCCGGGCUGCUGCUCAUCCUGCUGCCGCCGACCCCGCCGCUGCUGCAGAUCCCGAUCCUGCUGCAGAUCCAGAUCCUGCUCCUGUUAUUGCCACUGCCGCUGAUCCUGCCGCUGCUGCAGCUCCGGCGUGCGGCCGCAGUCCAUCGCCCGGAGCAGCCAACCCCGAGUUACCCGGCCUGGCCACAGCCGGGGGAAUGCGGCAGGAGUCCCCGCGGUCACCGCAGCGAGAUUGAGCCUGGACACCGAGGAAUAACAAGCCAAACCAGCUGGGGAUUUGCAAUGCAAGCAGUCUUUCCAGGUUUCUUUUCUGCUUUGCUCCCACCCUGCUGUUGGAUUUGAGAUCAUGUCGGUUAAUAUUGUAGCUUUUGGGAAUGAAAGAGAUGGUUUUUCUGAGGACAAUCAGCAGCCCAGCCUGAUCUGGAAUUAUCUCAGGAGAAGUGCUCUCAUUUCCCAGAUUGACAGCAGCUUGUCUGCCAGUCACGUUGGAAACCCAGUUUUUACUGAGUAUCAAGCCUGCGUAUUUGGAAAUGUCAGACUGGUGGUACACGACUGCCCUGUCUGGGGUAUAUUUGACAGUGACUGGUACACUUCCUGCCGGCUCAUUGGAGGAGCUGAUAUUAUUGUGAUUAAAUACUCUGUCAAUGACAAGACUUCAUUUCAAGAACUAAAGGACAGCUAUGUGCCAAUGGUAAAAAAAGCACUAAAUCACUGCUCAGUUCCAGUAAUAAUUUCUGCUAUUGGAGCAAGAAAAAACGGAGUGCCUUGCACCUGUCCCCUGUGCACUUCAGACAGGAGGAGCUGUGUCACAACCUCUGAAGGAGUUCAGCUUGCAAAGGAACUCGGAGCCACUUACCUUGAACUGCACACUCUUAAUGACUUCUACAUCCAGAAAUACUUUGGAGGAGUGCUGGAAUAUUUUAUGAUCCAAAGUUUGAAUCAGAAGUCAUCAGAAAAAAUGAAGAAAAGGAAAAAGACGCAGAAGUGCCAUCGGGUCCAACCACCUCAGCUUGAACAGCCAGAAAAGAUGCCGAUCCUGAAGGGUGAAGCCUCGCACUACAACGCAGACCUGCACAACCUGCUCUGCUGCUGCCAGUGUGCAGAUGUGGCCUUCUACCCUGAGGACCUCAGCACAGCAGUGGAGGCUCACAAGAUCAUCCUCUGCUCUGUCAGCCACCUCUUCAUGCUGCUCUUUGGGGUGAAGAGACCAUCUGAUGCUCACGAUGCCUCCGUCGUGCAGCUGGCACAGAGCCUCUUUGUGGUGGAGGCAGGCGAUCCCUUCCCCUCCUCCCCCCAUGGUGUCCCACCCUGUGUCCCACCAGUCAGGGUGGUGGUGAAGGAUUCUGUCUUCUGCUCUUGUCUCCCGGACAUCCUCCACUUCAUUUAUUCAGGUGUUUUCCAGUGGGAACUAUUAGAAGAGGACAUAAGAAAGAAGCUGAAGGAUCCAGAUAAAACAGAACAUGUGCUUGAGAAAGUUAAAUGCAUCCUGAAAACUCCAGGGAAGCUAAACACUGCAAAGGACUGCAAGUCUCACCAGAUAAAACAGCUCUAUAGUACUUCUCUUAGGCUAUUCUUUAACACACCUGUGCUGGCUGAUGUAAUCUUCAAAAUACAAGGUGCAACUGUACCAGCCCACAGGGCAGUUCUGGUGGCUCGCUGUGAGGUUAUGGCAGCUAUGUUUAAUGGUAAUUAUCUAGAAGCAAAUAGCAUUCUGGUUCCAGUGUAUGGGGUUUCCAAAGACACUUUCCUGUCCUUCCUAGAGUACCUUUACACUGACUCCUGCUGCCCAGCCAGUAUUCUCCAAGCGAUGUCUCUGCUGAUCUGUGCAGAGAUGUACCAAGUAAUGAGACUCCAGCAUAUUUGUGAACUUUACAUCAUCACGCAGCUUCAGAGCAUGCCUAGCAGGGAACUGGCUUCCACAAGUCUCAGUAUUGUUAGCUUGCUCAAAAAAGCUAAGUUUCACAAUUCUGAUUGCCUUUCAACUUGGCUUCUUCAUUUCAUUGCCACUAACUACCUCAUCUUCAGUCAAAAGCCUGAAUUUCAAGAACUUUCAGUGGAAGAGCGCAAUUUUGUAGAGAUGCACCGAUGGCCUUCAAAUUUAUACCUGAAGCAGCUUGCUGAUUACAGGAACUAUAUCCACUCUCAGAAAUGCCACUGCACAGUAAUGUAAAGAGACUGAAUACACAUCAAGUACAUCUCAACUGCAAAAUUUCGCAUUGGGGAUUAUAUAGAAUAUAAAAAUCAUGUCAAGAGUGAAACCUGACACUGACCUCCUCUGGAAAUUACAGACAUUCUUUAUUUUGUUAACAAAUAACUUAUUUUUACCGUGAAGCAUUGAGAAAUGGACACUGGAGAUUUAUUUUAAGCACAAGGAUUUCAUAUUCAUGGGGAUUAAAUGUCUUAGAAGACAGUGCCAUGACUGGCUUCUGCUCCCCUUUCUAAUUUCCUUUUGGUUUAUUUUAUUUUUUUUCAUGGUUAUUUAUGACUGCUAAACUGAAUCUGUUGGAAAUAGACUAGUUCUGUAAAUCUGUGUGUAAUAGAAGCAUAGGGAUACAGUAGCAGUGCAGGGAAGCUGAGAAGCCAGGUCAUAAGUUCUUCAAAUACUUCAGGAUACAAAAAUUUUCUGCAGCAUUUGUUAGUUCACAAUAUAAUGGGUGGGCUUAAGAAGCAUUGUAGUUGCCAUUAAUUUAUUACUCCAGAGAAGGCCUGUAGUUCUGUUAAAACCUUAUGAGUAGAUAUUUUAAUUCCAGACAAAUGCCUAUGCAUUACAGUAUUCUCUAGUGCCUCCAAAUAUCUUAAGAAUGACGUAAUUUUUCCUGCCAGUAGGUAGGAGAAGAAAGCCUGUUUUCACACUCUGCAGAACACCUUUGUUAGUGUGCUCAUAUUGUAUUUUUCCCCAUGAGAAAUGAAGAGUGGGAAAACCACAUAUACUCAGAGCAUAUCUGUAUGGUACUGAUGGACAGGGAAGAAAGGUAGAGGGAUCAACAGCCUUUCUUGGGGUUUGAGCAGAAAAACUCACUAGAAGAAGUGGCUUGUAGUCACCACAAUACAUCUUAGAUGUGCUGAUCAUGAAGGAGAUGACCCUCGCAGAUUUGCCAGUGCUGCCAGGGUUGUUGGCUUUUGUGGUGGGACUUCGAUCUGAAACCUCCCCAGAAGGGAUUCAGUUCAAGUUUAGUUAUCAUCAUGUGCCUGUAAGCUACACCAUGUGAGAUAAACCUAGCUCUAGAUCCUUUCUGAGAUACAAGAGAAAAUCCCAGAAUAUUAUGACUGGCAUGAUCCUUGAAGAUGCUAUUUAGCAUCUUUAUUUUCUUGACCAAAAUAACUUGUCAUGCUGCUGACUUGUAUGUACAUAGUAUGUGCUAAUGCCAAAAAGAGCCCAGCUUUUUCCUGAGCAUAGGUGCUUUUCUAAAGCAAAAUCUAAUCAAGGAACUAAAUGUCUCAUUAUCAUUCUUGAACUUUCAGAUCUGGUUUUUCAUCUGCCUUUGUGAUGUGGUAUGUAGCCUGAGACUGUGGCAUUUCUACCACAUCAAAUGUACCUGGAAACUGCAUCUGUGAGAAGGUGGAAAGACAAAUUGCUGGAGCUGAAUCUUUUUUUUUUUUUUAAGAUAUAAGAACAUUUUUCAAUACUGUUUUAUAGAUAAACUGUUCUUUUCAAUUUCCAUUCUAGAGUCAUAGAGAUUUCUGGGGUUUUUUUGUGACACUUUGCAGAACUUAAGAGAGUCUUUCCUUCCCUGUUUUUGUAUACAUACAAAAUAAAAAAGAGUUUAUGGCUCAGCUGGCUGCUGCAGACUUCAAAUUCCAAGGUUAGUUUUAGGUAAGAAGGACUUUUUUUUAAACUCUGCAUCUGCAAAUCCUAAAGUUAUUUAUAAGAUAAAUAUACUUAUCUAAGGCUUGCAUAUAGGGAGCUUAAAAUAUAGAGAAUGAUAAUGCUUUUUCAAGAUCAUGAAAGAGAAUUGAAAUUAUUAAACAAAAAAAUAGUAGAAAAGUAAUAUGUAUGGAACUGACAUGAGAAAAAAGUAGUUUUUAUAGUUAUAUAGUUAUCAAAAUUUUAAGCAAAAUUAAAUUACUGGAUAGAUAAUAAAACUGUAAGGUUUUUGAAGGUAAAGUAAUGGAAAAAUUUGUGCAUACAGUUAAACAACAGCUGGUCUAGACAUCUAUAGCAUCCUUGGGUGCUUCUAGCAGAAGUCAGCUCAGUUAUGAAAAGUGGGGAUUAAAUGCUUCACACUGACAUCCUGUGCAAAAGUGACACAAAAGUUCUAUGAAUGUUAGUCUAAGCUCCAUAUAGUCCUGCAUUUUUAAUGUUUUGAAAGUUUUCCCAAUUUUUCACUAGGAAUUCAUCUGUUGCCAAUGAUUUGUGUAUAGAUAACACAUAAGAAAGUACUGGUUUUAAUUUUCUGUAAAUGUUUUAUAGUUAUUUAAAAAUAGGCUUAAUGGAAAUAUAAACACUUUCUAUCCAAACCAGAGAAAUAUUUUGCUAUUAUGCAUUUUAGUCAGUGAUAGCCACAGGUUUUAUACAGAGAAGUCAAGCAGUAUAAAAAUAUUUAGUAUUUAUUCAGAGAUUCAGAGAUUAAUGCUUACUACUGUGCAAAUAAUAAACUAAGUUUCCAUUUUACUGUGUAUCCCCAUAAUGCUGCCUGUAUCAGGUGCAGAUGUGUUGUACUUGCAGACAUACACUAUCUGAUAAAUUUUAAGUCAUAGAAGAAAUCUCACUAGAUAUUCUUAUUUUCAUUCUCUAACAUGAUUUUCUGUAGAGAUAUAUGUAUCUUAGAGCUAUUUUUAAGCCUUUUUUAGCAUUUGGAGACAUGACUGAAAGUAGAUAAUGAUGCUUUGUGAGUUGCUAUUCUUAGCUGGUUUUAGUGGAGGCUUUAGGACUGUAUCCAUCACAAAUAGUCAGGAAUUAGGGCAGUUCUGAAUUUGGUAUUUAUUUAUAACUGUGCAUGGCAUAAAGUAAAAACCACUUUGAUAUAAACCUCUCACCUUAUACUAUGGUAUAAAAUACAAAUCAGGAGCCAAUUGGAAAAAAAAAAAAGUUAUUUAAAGAAAAAGGUGGUUUUGAAAAAAUAAAAUGUUUCUGGAAUGCUUCCACUGGUUCCAACACCUCCCAAACUCCCCUGGCACUGGCAGCAUUGGGAUCAAAGAAAGAGGUCAGUGGUGAAUUUGGAUGUCCCUAGGCAGUACCAAUAGCAUUUGAAAUUAUAUGUUUAGGCUUAAGUUUAAGUAGAGAUGCAACUCCUGAGUCCUUCAUUAGAACUAACUCUCAAAAUUAACUUUGAGCAAAUAAUUUUUUGAAUAGUGGAUGACACUGUUAAUUUUUCUAUCCUCUAUAUGUGUGUUCUUGUCCUAAACUAGCACUAAGCUUUAUAGAGACUCAAAAAAAGUUUUCUGCACUAGUAAGGUUUUCCAUAUGAUAGUCAGAAAACCUUUGUUUUUGUCCUUAAGACAUGGUGUGGUUGAUUUGGAAAAAAAACAAACCAACAAACAAACCAACAACAACAAAAAACCCCAAUCUGUUAGAAAAAAGAACAACUAUUUUAUUAGGCAUGUCCUGAAACUCUUGUAUGUUUUUCUUUUAGUGUAUCCUGACUAAAUUACACAGUUUUAGAUUUAAUAUGUAAAAUUUUUGAUACAAAAUUAAAAAAAUAUUCUCUAAUCAGUAUUAUGUGAUUACUUAUGGAUGUAUAUUAACAUACGUGAGUGUUACACUGGUGACGUUUUUUGUAGUUUAUUGGAACCAUAGAACCAUACUGGCUUGAGAAGAGCCAUUGGCUUGGGCUGCAAGGGACUUAAAAUCAUCUUGUCCCAACACCCCUGUCAUGGGUAGGAACACUUUCCUCUAGACUAAAGCCCCAGCCUCACCUUGGACACCCAGGUCCUCAAGUGAGCACCCACUGAGCCACAACAGCAGCACUGAGCACUGAUGAAAGCUGCAGGCACUGUCCCAAAAGCCAGAGUGUGUUCAGACAGCAGUGGGAGAAUUUAGGAGGAAGGGUUUGGUUUACUAAGCAUUGAAGAAAGAAGGAAGAAAAAGGAAGGGGAGAUCAGAUAGCAGAGGAUCACUAGUCUUGGGUCCAGCAUUGAUUCGGCUAGUUCCCCAUCCAGGCUCUGUGGGAGUACCUUUUUAUAGGUAAGUAUAUGUAGGCUCCCUGUAGUUUUUUAUUACCUGUCAGACUUUUCCAGUGGUUUUGAAAAGAGGAGGCAACAAGGACACUAUUAAGACUCAUCCCAUCUUCACUGAGACUACUGUAAAUCUGUAGUGAUUUAGUUGAUCUACUUUACAGAUCUGUAGAUCUGUAGUGAUGUAGGGAACCUGAUUAUCUUUUUCCUAAAAGCUUGUCUGGUGAGAUUUUUGCUAUAUUGUGGCAAGUGCAGAACUGCAAGAAACUGUGGAAAGGGAUGCAUGGAUGGAUAGCUAGAAAACAUGCAGAGGAUUGGCACUAACUUUGAUGUAGAUGGAGUCUUCUUUCCAGGGUUGUGACAUGGUAUUCAGCCGUCACGGGUUACCUGAGAUCAUUUGUGCUCACUUCACUGCAGUGGUAGUAGGGGAAGCUCUGCUGGGGGAGAACAACACAGUCUUUGCUGUCAUUUUAAGUCCACAGUGUUUCAAGGCAAAAAGUGGUGUCAGUAUGAAGACAGACACAUCAGCCAGUCCAGAUCUGCUCCAAAAGCCUCAGGUUGAAGACAGAGAAGGCAACCUACGGUAGCAACAUUUCACCCAAGUACAGAGGGUGGUUUGGGGUGGAAGGCUGAAUUCUGGUCAAAGCUUUAUUUUUAGAAGGCUUGCAGUUAUUCCUCCUCGCCAGGUCAGUACUUCUGACUUCCUGUAAAGUGAUGUUCUCACAAAAUAUUUUUACUGCAUGUGUUUCACAAUAAAUAUUAUUAUUAUGAAAAUGGC
Molecule: messenger RNA, 7313 nt
Organism: Passer montanus (Eurasian tree sparrow)
Lineage: Eukaryota; Metazoa; Chordata; Aves; Passeriformes; Passeridae
Gene: RHOBTB3
Product: Rho related BTB domain containing 3
Exons: 12
Coding region: 768-2591 (607 amino acids)
Biological process (GO): regulation of proteolysis; proteasome-mediated ubiquitin-dependent protein catabolic process
Cellular component (GO): cytoplasm
Molecular function (GO): GTP binding; GTPase activity; ubiquitin protein ligase binding
Source: RefSeq, a predicted model, not a curated record